CGGUGUAUUCAGUAAGUAGUAAGACCCGACUGGCUGUAAUAACUUUUGAAUGUAAAUUAAUUGUAUACCGGUACUUAGACUAUAAUUGAUAGUUUGAAUGUGUAUGAUGUCAAAAUGGCAAACAUAGGCAUAUGAAAUUGUUGCUGUUCUGUAUGACAAAAUUAUAAAAAAUCUUAAUGCGAUAAUAUCGGAAAGGCAGGUAGCCUAAUUAAGUUAUCUGUAAUUCAAAUACUGAAAUAAGAGUAAUUUCUCAAUUUGCAUUAGUAGACUAUUCCAUGUAUUCCUAAUGAAAUUUUCGCAAAUUAUGUUAACACUUUUUAAAUCACUUUGGGGUAUGUUGCUAUUAAAUACAAAAACAGAGAUUAAAAGAAUAGUAGAAAAUGAAAUGUAUUUUUAGGCCUAAUGUACCGGUAAUAAAGAAUCAGAGUUUGUAUCACAUAUUUCUAUGUCUUGCAGUCUUGUGAACUUGCACAGAAAAUCUAUGAUGAUUUUGUUUGUUUAAUUAUAUUAAAAUUAAUUAGAAUACAUUUGGUUAUAAAUUAUGAUUCCGGCAUGUUAUGUAAUUUUACCCUUAUUCAGUCAUACCACCACUGUAGAUUUGAAUGCAAUUAUUCUUUUGUUAUCAAUAGUGUGAUAUAAAAUUUGGAUCAUGAAAAAAUUCUAUCAUAUUUUAAAAUAAAACAUCUGAUACCGUAUUGCUCUCCACAAAAAGCAGAUAAAAAUGUCCAUAAUGUGUAGAAACAAUAUAGAAAAUUCUUGAGUUAACAAACCCUUACAAAAAGAAAUUAAAGAAUUUAAAUUAGAGAACCCUUAAAGAAAUUACAAAAUUUAUUCGAUGCAUUAUUUCAAAUAGGGAAUUAAAUGUCUAUGAUAUAUUUUUUGCAUUUCCCAAUUUUCUCCCUUUUUUUUAUUGUUUUUUCAAUUUGAAAAAUAUCCCAAAUUUUUAUUUCUUCAUUCAAAUAAAAAUCUGUCUUGCAGAGAACGCCAGACCCUAUUUGACUUGGGAUAUACCGGUACCUGCUUAUUUGAAAAUUGAGUAGGAUUCGUUUCAACUAAUCUUCAACGCAUCUGUCAAGAAUUUCAUUUCAUAUUAGAUAUGUGUAAUCUUUCCAUUUUACUUACGAACGCAAUUGAUUUUUUACUGAAUCUGACAAAUAAAGCAGUCAUUCAGUCACAAUCACAAUGAAUGAGAACUUGAUCUUGGAUAUAUUUCAAUCGUUGGAACUGACAAAUCUAGAUGAGGAAUGGGUUGAUCGAAUGCAUUCAUCAGAAUUUACAGAUGACCCAGAAAUUGACAUUGACAUACCUUCUUCAGCUAUCAAUAACCUGGAAGACUUGAAUUUAGCACUUCGAAAUGGAUCUAAGCUACUUGCGAACUUGUCUGGUCAAACAAGGUGCUCUUUGUUGAAUGAACUUAUUAAAAUUGGAAUUACAAGUAAAGUCAUUCAGUCUUGGAUAUAUUAUCUUUUCCACGUUGGUCUGAAAAUGUCUGCUAGCUUUGAGCAGACACUAUUAUGUUUACUUGCAGCGGACUUUUACUUUUUGCUACUUCAGUUGCCUGGUAUGAGUUCAUCACAAUUACAUCAUGCUAUACUUUUUGAAAAAGCUGUGAAUUCUCUACAGAUGGUGACACAAGUUGAUGCCACAAUGUCUGAAGAAGUAGGACGCAAAAGAAAAGCAAAUGUACCCCUAAGUCAAUCACAGAAGCGGCGAAAGGCGAGCAAUGAUAAGAAUACACAAGAAGAAGAAGAUCAUGGCAAUGUUGUUAUAACUCCAUCGCAAAUGGCAAAUCUUUACAGGCUCCUUAAUUUAACAUUGACUGAUUUCUGUAAAUAUUUAGCAUCUGUUUCAUUGAGGUCUAAUGAGGUGUCGUUGAAACAUGCUAUGCAAGUCUUGGUGAAAAUUGCAAAUUGUUUGAAAACGAAUGCUCCAAUAAGCAUUAUAGAUUACAAAAGUUUUCGUAGUGAUGGUUCUACUGCGGACAGUUUUAGACUCCCAUAUCAACAGGCUGUUUAUGCCUUGUUUUUGACAAUUUCAGUAAAACAUGGUGAUGUUCAUCAGUUGUGUUUGACCUUAUUUCGAUUCAUUUUGCCCAUAAUUAUAAUGAGAGAUGCUAACAUUCCAUCGUCUACUGUUUCACGAUCCUUCUUUCAAAACUCGGAAAUAUUCCGAAAACUUGUUUGUCAUUUGUUUGAUGUUCAUGGAGAUUCCGUUUCCCAUAGUAUAUCUGUACUGACACAAAACUUGAUUGCUCAGUGUCCUGAUCGUACAGAAUUUCGCAAUCAUCUUGCAACCAUCGUAUCAUGUAUUUUGCAGCACAUGCCUACAAAUUGGUAUGCUGACUUCUGUGAUUGGCUCAGAAGAAUGGCAGUACAUUCAAAAAUUGUAUAUCGAAGUAAUACACUGGCAACUGUGGGGAAAUUGCUUUGUAUGCCCGAGCGUCUGAAUGAUGAGAAUGAUUCUCUCGAUCCAGACACUCUUGUUUCCACAAAGCACAGCUAUUUGCUAAAGAUAGUUGUUGGAAGAUUGUUAGAUGUGUCUCCAUCUGUGCGAUCGAGAGCUUUGCAUGUUCUUGUUGAAAUGAUGGAGGAGGGGAUUGUUUCUCCAACAGCGCUACAGGAGGUCGUGGAUGCAAGAGGAAAAGAUUUAGAAUCUGAAACACCUGCAACCAAUGCAUCAGCUAGAGGAAAAUCUAGCACACCGGCUACUCUUCACACAGUUGCUGCCCCCACUCUGAUGAACAGUUGCACAGUAAUUGAGGAUAACAAAUCAACCCUCUUACAACUACUUUCCAGAUGUGUUUUGGAACCCAAAGCCAUGGUUCGCAAAACAGCAGUGCAAGCAUUAGAAAUGGCUUUGAUCUCAGACUUUGUACAACCAACUGAUGAGAGCAUGACAAUUCUGGAAAAGAAAUGCAGUGACCCAUCACUAAUGGUGCGUAAGCAGGCUAUUAGUAGUAUUUCUCUAGUAUUAAUGCACCACAAGUCUUCCAAGCAAGCACAGGCAUGUUGGGCUCGGGGUGUUUUUCCUGCAGUACUGGAUGCUGAAAGUUCCAUCCAGGAAAAGUCUGCUGCUCUUAUUGAGUCAACCAUUUUAGAUAACUUGAAUGGUUCUGAGGAAAAGUCAAAUCUAGCUUGGGAUCUCAUUUCUUUUCUUGCAACUCAAAAAGGUGAACCUCUGCGAGCAUAUUUACAAACAGUGUGCAGGCAAUGGAAUCGUCAGCAAAAAUUGAAUGUUGGUUUAGUAUCUAAAUUCGCCAAGGAACUUGAGACGCCCAAUAAAUCAGCAGGAGCUUGGCUUUUCUUAAGAUUAUUCACCUUAUAUGUUUGCAAUAAAAGCAUAGCUGAUCAUAUUGUAAAAACCUGGGUGACUGAAUAUAAGAAAGCAAAUCCAUUGAUGUUUCAUAUAAAUUCCACUAUGACACUGGGGCAAAUUUGCAAGCAUUUGCACGAAGACACUAUCCAACAAGUAAUGGACAUUUGUAUUCAGCGCCUAAAGAUGCCACAUUGUCCAAUUCAGCUGAUCUCCUACCUAAUUGAGACCAUUUGUAACUUGAUCGAAACACUUUAUAAAGAAAAAACCGAUGGCCAAGAGUGGCCCCAACCAUUAAUGGAAUGGUGUAAGGCAAUCCUACAAGACGCUGACGAAUAUUUGUAUAAAGUUGUAAUGAGCACUGCAGAUGGGUGUUCAAUUUGGAACGAACACUCUCUCAUACAUCAAUUGUAUAUUACUGGGAAUAUUGGUAAGCAUUGUGCUACCAAAGUGCCAAAAAGACUUAUUUUGUCAAUGCAAGCUUUGCUUACUAGCACAGAAUGUCUCAGUAAUAUGUCACAGCUUCAAAGCCAAAUCUCUGCGAGCCAAGAUGUUCUUCAAUCACAACCUUUGUCACAGUUUGUUCAGUCUGGAGGUAUUCCUCACCAUAUUCGUGCUCAUGCUGUCAUAAAUUUAGGGAAGAUUUGUCUCCACAAUGUUCAAUUGGCAAAAAAAUGUAUUCCUGCAAUGGUUCGUGAGUUGGAUACAUGUGAUAAUGCAAUGGUGAGAAAUAAUGUGUUGAUCAUACUGACUGAUCUUUGUGUGUUACAAACACAAUUAGUUGAUCCAUAUUUGGGUGAUAUGGCAAAUUGUCUUGGAGAUGAAUCGGUUGAAGUACGAAGGAAUGCUUUGAUCCUUAUUAAUAGCUUACUGAAGAAGGACUAUGUUAAGUGGAGAGGAAGCCUUAUAUUCAAAUUUUUGACACUGCUUUGCGAUAAUAAUACUGAGCUUAGGAAUCUAGUUCGAUUCAGUCUUAUUGAACAAACUCUUCGAAGAAAUGCUGGAGAUAUUUUUUUCCGACAUUUUGUGGAAUCAAUAUUUUAUUUAAAUGCAUACACGGAUCACAACAUAUUCAACAGAUUCGCUAAAACUGACAGGGAAUUAAGGUUGUUUGACUUUUCUGGAGAAACUAAGAAAUCGGAGAGGAUGUCUAUUUAUGUAUUUAUGCUUGAGCACAUGGAUGAUGAACAUCGAAUUAAGCUUACUGGAAAAUUAUGUACUGAUAUUUUGGAUUCUGUUGUCGACGGCGUCAUUCCUUUGGGGAACAAAGCUAAUGAUGUUAUAGCAGACACUCUUGCAAUUCUUUGUGGACCGGAUCUGAAGUUGAAAUGCAUGAAAUCUGCAUCAGAUGAUGAUCAAGAUGUUGAAGGAAUGCAAAAUGAAGCCGCAAACAUUGCAAAAAAUGCAAUGAAACAAAAGAUCAUAUCCCAUGUGGUAAAAAAGAAUCUAGUUGAAAACAUCAUGCCAAUUAUUAUUGCAAUUAAGAAUUUGCUGGUUGCUAAGCAAAGCCCUCUUGUUGGAAACGUUAUGUUGUGUUUAAAAGAAAUAAUGAAGGAUUAUAAAACAGAAGUUCAAGAUCUUCUGACAGCAGAUAAACAACUAGCAAGUGAAAUUGAGUAUGAUCUGAAACGCUUUGACAGAGAACAAGAGGAGAGGUUUCAACGAGAGCAUCCAGUUUCUGUUGCUGAUAAUACUCCCACACAUUCUGCUACUGUUCAGAGUGAAAAUGAGAAUGUUAUUGCCAGCCCAGCACGUGUUCAGAUUGCGGUAAAUCAGACAGUCACAAAUCAACAAACACCUACUAGACACAAAGAGAACCGAGACCCUGCGAGCCCAGCUCAUCAAUUUCUCAGUCCUACAACAGCUAUGAGAAGGCAAAAAGGUUUAGGGAUAACUGCGGUGUUGAAUUAUGCCAGGAAGACAAUGAAUCAGCUGAAAAUUAAUGACCAAGAUCAGAACUCUGAUGGACAACCUCCGUCCAACAGUUUAUCAAAAAGAGCGAUAUCGACGCCAGCAAGAAAAACUGCGCUCGGAGAUCUCACAUUCUCCAACAUGACAGAAAUCAGUGUGAUAUUUACACCUGUCGAAAAGACCACUGAUCAGUGAACUUGGUGCAUAGAAAAGUUCCAAACAAUGACAAGACGUGAAACAUUUUUGUGAGUUCUGAGAAUCGAAGUUCUCAAGUCAGCUCUGUAUAUCUGGACUGUUUCAUUAUUAUCUGUCAUAAUAUGAAAGUAUACUUAUCACAGUAGAAUUCUGGUUGAGAAUUUGGCAUUGGGUAUUGUAAGAAAUAGCGGUUUCAGUUCAGAGCCCUGCCAUACAUUUCAAUCUAAAAUCAUACAUACCGAACUGCCAUGAAAUAUCGUUCCUUCUUUGUAAAUUUCGUUAAACACACCACUUUCAUUUGUAAAGAAGAAAUGUAAAUAUAUUAGCAAUGA
This is a messenger RNA of Styela clava, 5750 nucleotides long. RefSeq names its product condensin-2 complex subunit D3-L-like. The record is from RefSeq and is a predicted model, not a curated record. Gene Ontology annotation, cellular component: condensin complex; condensed chromosome, centromeric region. Gene Ontology annotation, biological process: mitotic chromosome condensation; meiotic chromosome condensation. Gene Ontology annotation, molecular function: histone binding. NCBI's taxonomy places the organism in Eukaryota, Metazoa, Chordata, Ascidiacea, Stolidobranchia, Styelidae.